UAAACACCCGAAACCCUGACCCAAACCUCGCAUUCAGCGGCUUGGAUCUACCAGAGGAUUUAUCAAACCGUUGUUUUAUUUUUUUUUGGUUUUAAUCUCACCAACUCCAGGAUUUAUCCGUGAUGACAGCUAUGUGGGGAAUACAAGUGGCCUUGUGUACUUUCUCCAUGCUGUCCCUGUCGUCCGGAGGAGACGUUAAGCCGCGGAGCUGCGGGGAGGUGAGGCAGGCUUAUCACGCUCUGGAAUACAGCAUCGCCGAUGUGCCUCACCAGGAGAUAUCAGCUGACCCCCUGCGGAUAUGUGCGCCUCAGGGUACCACCUGUUGCACGGCAGAGAUGGAGGACAAGCUGGGCCUACUCAGUAGGCACACGUUUGAGGACCUGAUGGAGAGCAGCAGUCACAACAUGAGGACCUCCUUCUUCUCCAAGCACCGGAAGUUUGAUGAGUUUUUCCUGGAGCUUCUGAACAACACGGAGCGGUCGUUCAGCACCAUGUUCCAGCGCACCUAUGGCUUGUUCUACCGGAAGAACUCAGAGGUGUUCCAAGAGCUCUUCAGGGAGCUCAAACGCUACUACACGGGAGGCAACGUCAACAUGGACGAGAUGUUCAACGACUUCUGGGCACGGCUUCUGGAGCGCAUGUUCCAGAUGCUGCACUCCCAGUACCGCUUCAGUGAGGACUACCUGGAGUGUCUGAACAAGUACAGUGAGCAGCUCCGGCCCUUUGGGGACACGCCCAUGAAGCUGAAGCCCCGCGUCACCAAGGCCCUCAUCGCUGCGCGGACCUUCGUCCAGGGCCUCAUGGUGGGCCGUGAGGUGGCCAGCCGGGUGACCAAGGUGAACCUGCCUCCGGCGUGCAGCAGAGCGCUGACUAAGAUGCUGUUCUGCCCGUACUGCAGCGGGCUGCCGGGGCUGCGGCCCUGCAACAACUACUGCCUCAACGUGAUGCGCGGCUGCCUGGCCAACCAGGCCGACCUGGACACAGAGUGGAACCUCUUCCUGGAUGCCAUGCUGCUGGUGGCUGACAGGCUGGUUGGUCCGGAGAACAUCCAGCAGAUCCUGCAGCCCAUCGACAUAAAAAUCUCUGACGCCAUCAUGAACAUGCAAGAGAAAAACUUUGAACUCAGAAACAAGGUUUUCCAGCUCUGUGGUCAACCCAAUUUGGCCGCUGGCAGGGUACGAUCGUCGCGCAGUGUUUUUGACUCCAACCCUCGCUACAGACCUGCGGCCUCACGGGCCAGGCCCACCUCCGCAGCUGGGACCAGUCUGGAACACUUGAGGAUUGUGUGGAGGAACAUGCAACACAGCAUUAAGAACAUCAAGAAGAAACUAAGUGAGUCAAAGAGGUUCUGGUCCAAACUGCCAGAUGAGAUCUGCUCCGGUGGGAACCGGACCGAGCCGGACGAGGAGGGCUGCUGGAACAGUCAUGCCAGGGGCAGGUACUUCCCAGAGGUGGUGAGGGAGGGUCUGACAAACCAGCUGCACAACCCUGAGGUGGAGCUGGACAUCACCAGACCUAACUCCUUCAUCCGCCAGCAGAUCAUGGCCCUCCGCGUCAUGACAAACAAGCUGAAGAGUGCCUACAACGGCAACGACAUCUACUUCCAGGACUCAAGUGACGAGGGCAGCGGCUCCAGCAGUGGUAACGGCUGUGCGGCAGAUGGCUGCAUCCCGACCCCCACGGAGACCCUCCCCCCGGCGGGCUCUGAGGCGCCGGUCGUCCGGGCCGACCGCAGCGACGAGCGGGCAGCGGCGCCGGCGGGGCGCUCUGCGGCACACGGCCCCGCCCCCCUCCUGCUGCUCAUCACCACCGGACUCCCCCUCCUCGUCGCAUGCUCGCCCCCUGUCCCACGGUCGCUAUGGAGAUAGUACCAGCGGGUUACCAGCGACCGCCGCCAGACCAACUUGUGUGUACUCUUAAGACAGCUGUGUUUUUUCCCGAAUGCAAAGGUUCGGGGGCUUGGUGGGGUUCUGUCGUCGGACCUUUAGAACUUCCGGAACCACCAGGAACCGGCGUGAACCUCUAGGGAUCUAUAGAGAUCUCUAGGGACCACCAGGCACCAGAAACCUCUAAUAAUCUAUAGUAACCUAUAGGGACCUCGAAGAAUCUAUAGGAAACCAUAGGGAGCUCCAGGAACCUCUAGGAAGCUAUAGGAACCCAAAGCGACCUACAGGAACCUUGAAGGACCUCCAGCAACAUCUAGGACUCUAAAGGAACCUAAAGGGACCUCUAGGCAUCUAUAGGAUCCCUUAGUGACCUUCAGGAACCUCUAGGAAUCUAUAGGAAACUAUGGGGACCUCCAGGAACCUCUAGGGAUCUACGGAUUGGUCUAUGCGUCGCAGGGUAGCCCUCCUCUAUCUCCUUCAUCUCCCAAAGAACACUUGGCACCAGCGCCCAGGUCGGCGCUUCUAGAAGAGGGUUGAGUUCUCCGCAAUCUAGAAGUGCAAAUACAUCAACGGUCUUUAACGUGAAUGACAUUAUACUUUGGUUUGGUUUUUUCUUGACGUUUCCCUGUUUUGAAAAAAGAUGCUUGUCCCUCCGACAGAACAGAGUAUGUUUUUUACUGUGUGUGUGUGUGUGUGUGUGUGUGUGUGUGUGUGUGUGUGUGUGUGUGUGUUUGUGUGUGUGUGUGUGUGUGUGUGUGUGUGUGUGUGUGUGUGUGUGUGUGUGUGUGUGUGUGUGUGUGUGUGUGUGUGUGUGUGUGUGUGUGUGCGAGCACGCGUGUGGGUGUUUAUGUAUGUGUCUGUCGAUUGCGUGGUAGCAUGAUAAUAUUGGUUAUUUUUUGAGAAAAAUAUCCCAGCCGGUUAAAUGGUCUCCCUUGUGGCUGGAUUACUGCAAGCCUCUGUGUCCAUCUGACCCAGACAGAGGGAAUUCCUUGCGCUCUUCUGUAAUUGCACACUUGAUUUUAUUUUAUAUACUUUACAAAGAAAAGUCAUUUUGCGCUGAUUAUUUUUGCAGGGUCAAUCUUCUACAACAUAUAUUACCAUCUACCCCAUAGGAUAAAGAAUAAUUCAUAUUUGUUUAGUUUUUAAUUAAUUUACUGACCUUUUAAUUAAUUAAUGGCAGCCUUCACAAUUGUAUUUUACUUGACUCUCACUAUAUAUAUAUACAUUUUUUUUUUUUUUUUGUAUUUUUAUCUUUUGUCUAUUUUUGGUCCAAAACCCUAAUCCUAUGUAUUUCCAUCCUAAUAAUCAAUCAUAUUUUUUUUUCAAAAGAUCAAUGAGUUUAUAAAUGUUACUGCUUUGUUUUCUCUUGAUACAUUAUAUUUUACCAUGUCAUGAUGGACUAGAAUGUAUCUUCAGUCAGCUAUUUUAAUUAAUAGCAAAGAAAUGGACCAUGGUAUACACUCAAAUUGGUUUUCUACACUUCAAUUGGUUUCUUAGACAUAAAUUGGUUUUUCGCCAUCCAACUUGGCGAUGCAAUGCUAUGAUUUUUGAGAGUGAAUUUAUAAUUUACGAGAGAACGGGCAGGGACAUCAUUGGGAAGCAGUGACAACUCGAUUGGCAAGAACACUUUGCACUCAAAGAAAGUUGGCAAAAAGUGUUUCUGAAUAUUGGUAGAAUUAUAUCCAAAUCUUUGUCAAUGGAAUAAAGUAGAAAUAUGUAUGUUCCAUUUUGGCAAUAUUGAAUUCAUUGGAUAACAGUUAACAAAAUAAAAAAUGAUAUUUUAUUCAUUAAGUACAAUUACGGCAUGUUAAAAGGCAUUCAUCAAUUAAGUCCAAUCAAGCCAUGCAUCAAUUUGUGAAACUGUUGAACUCCAACAGUUAGGAAGUGAAAUGUUAGGAAGCUAUGUUCCUGUCUGUGGCAAGCAGGAAGAGUCUCUCUCUCUCUUGUUCCAGGGCCUUUGAGGACCCUGAGCCCUUCAGACCACCAGUGGUGAUGGGGAGGAGGAGAGGAGUCAUAGAGGAGGAGGAUGAGGAGGUGAAGAGGAGUCGGGGAGGAGCAGGAGGACAUGAAAAGGUUGAGUGCACCCUGAGGAGACCUAGUUCACAGCUCUAGAGCAGCUAACAGCCGCAGUGAGCGGGAGAGUGAGAAGGGCAGGCGGCUCCUGUCUAAAAUAAAACCCGUUUUUAUGGAGAAGGUAAAGAGGCAGACCUCAUGUAACACAUCCCAUGAUUCCAAAGGGCUUAUUUGAGGAUGAAUAAAAGUAUAUUUUCUGCGUUCUUACAAAAGGAGGUUCUCCCUGGCUGGUUGUGGGGGAUGUUGAUGUGCACAAGGCUAUCAGUUUCUGGCAGGCGUAGAUGUUCACCGUUCACCGUGGAUAUCUAUAAUAGUUUCCUCUCCACACCACCACCACUCUUAAGCUUCUCUUCUGGUGUGAUGACACAGAAGAAAUGAAUCACAAGCAUCCUAGGUGUCUUGGAGAGACUUUUCUGGCUGACAGAAGGAAAAGUGUUAUGCAAAUUAUUUUUUAGAUCAAUUUUGAUUGUUUGCUUUGCCCCUCGCUCUGAGUGUAGCUCUGUUGUUGUGACGCAGAAUGCGACCAAACCUGCGGCGUGUUUGGAAGUGUUGUCGUGGGAACGCUCUCUGCUUAGCUUGACAGAAGUAGAGUUGACAGUUCAAGCAGACAUGCCUUACUGUUUUUUAAAAGACUUCAAUGGAUUGCUCAUUUGGCUUUUGUUACUCAUUCUUGUACACAGAGAAUAAAGAGACAAGAAAAUAAAAGAUUUUAUAAAAAAACUAAAA
Molecule: messenger RNA, 4685 nt
Organism: Gadus morhua (Atlantic cod)
Lineage: Eukaryota; Metazoa; Chordata; Actinopteri; Gadiformes; Gadidae
Gene: gpc6a
Product: glypican 6a
Exons: 10
Coding region: 123-1868 (581 amino acids)
Biological process (GO): cell migration; regulation of protein localization to membrane; regulation of signal transduction
Cellular component (GO): synapse; extracellular region; cell surface
Source: RefSeq, a predicted model, not a curated record